AUGUUCAAUGAGUCUCCGACCACUGACCAGCUGAACACCGCCCAAUCCCCAACCAAAUCCAAGGAUGGAGGCUAUUUUCAGUGCGGGUUCUGUAAACGCCACUACAAUCGAGCGGAUCACUUAAUCCGCCAUGUUCGAUCGCAUACAAGGGAGAAGCCAUAUAUUUGCGAUGUUUGCGAUAAGGGUUUUGCCCGGCCGGAUCUUCUAAAAAGGCAUGCAGCGGGGCAUGCACACGAUAGGGAUCGCAAGCGCAAAAGAAGCUCGUCAGUUGCGAAGCAAAGUCGAGUGUCACAGGCUUGCAAAGCAUGCGCUUCGUCAAAGCUCAAAUGCGACGAAACCAAACCGUGUAAACGGUGUCGCGAACGGAAUCUGCAUUGUGACUGGCAGGAUGUCGUGCAAGACUCGUCUCCGGAGCCAUCGCAGCACAAUGAUGAAUUGGAGAGACUGUCGACUCUGCCGGUCGAUUUAACCGCCACUGUGGCUUUCUCACCGAUGCCGACCCCGAUGGAUGAUUUCCCACCCACUAAUGCCAUCCUCAUGACCCCACAAGGAAAUGCGCCUGACCAGGUCCUCGACCCGGCGCUUGAUUCGGUCCUUUCGCCAGGGGUGCCAGUGAAUGGCCCGACUCAAAUUGAAUAUGGUGUUUCACCCACGGACCAAGAAAGUGGCAUUUUCAGCGUGGACGGCACCUUUUUUCCAAAUUUCUUCCCCGACUCGUUCAUAUCCUCGCUUGGUCGAUAUAACGACCCAUUUGAUCCGUCCAGCCUGAUCCCCGAGUUCACACCUUAUGGUGCACUAGAAAAUCCGGCUCUGGAUUUCAGUUUGACGGAUGGUGACUUCGGUCUUAUUGACAUGUAUAAUGCCGGAAGUUCAAUGCCGAGGAACGAAAACGAUCAACAGGACCGUUUCGAUGCCGACAGUGGUAUUGGUAUUGGAGCGGCGGCUUACCACCGGUCGUCGUUGUCGGCAUGGAAACCUCUCCAGGAAGACCGUGCAUUCAUCGAUCACGAGAACCUGUCGGUUCCCAAGGCCAUCGAUAGCCCCGAAAUCAAUCUUGCCGACCGACAAACAUUAUGCGAGCGGCUUUCCUCGAGCAGCCGAGACCAGAUUUUUGGUCUGGUGCUUGAAAUCAGCCGCGAGACCAACUUGAAUCGAAUUAUGAAGUCCUUUCCAAGCACAGAAUUAUUGGAUGGGUUAAUUCAACAGUUCUUCGACAAUCAGAGUCGCAACGUGGACUCUUUCAUCCACGCACCAACUUUUCGGCCAAGCGCUGAACAUGCAAGUAUCCUUGCGGCCCUGGCUGCUUCGGGAGCCGUGCACUCACCCAUUCAUACCAUACGCAAACUUGGCUAUGCUUUACUGGAGGUUGUGCGACUGUACAUGCCCACGAAGUAUGAAAAGGAUAAUAUUGCCACACGGGACCUACGUACAUCACAGACAUAUGCGUUGACUAUCGACAUUGGAGUCUGGAGUGGCAAUCGGCGAAAGACUGAAAUUGCAGAAAGCUUUUCUCAACCGUUGAUCACCAUGCUCCGUCGCGGAUUGAGAUUUCGUCGGUCGGUCUAUACAACUAUCAUUCCUCUGGCAGAAGAUACGGAUGAUAUACUGGAGCGUAAAUGGCACGAAUGGAUCGAGCAAGAAUCCUUCAAAAGACUUGUUUAUCAUCUUUUCCUCCACGAUUCCCAGACCGCGGUCACUCUUAACGUCAAUCCUCUAAUAUCCUAUGCCGACCUGGAGCUCCCCUUGCCAGCAGCGAGGUCAUUAUGGGAAGCCAAAACGGCUGGCGAGUGGAGACAGCUGUAUCCUGCCCAUGGGCCUGUGCGUGUACCGUCAUUAACAGAGCUUCUACGCGACAUGUCGCAGUUGUCAGUAUUCCAGGAUCGCAUCGACACACAACUUGCCGCUUUAGUCCUACUUCAUGGUCUCUCGGCCCUGAUCAACGAAUACCACCGACUAAAGUUCAUCUCAACCAGUAACUCGAAGCAUUGGCAUGCUCUUGUGACCAAUUCCCGCCAACAAGAGCUGGACCAAGCCCUCCAACACUUUCGCAUGGUGUGCUCGGAGUUGUGUGUUCCAUGCCGGCCUGAGAUCAUCUUGGUAUGUGAGGUCGUCUCGAUGCUCUUACACAUGUCGCUGGAAGAGCUUCAACUAUUCGCAGGCAAGGAAGACAAACAAGAGGCACAUCGUGUGUAUCAAUCUGCCCUCGAGUGGAUAGCCAGUGCCGAUUCCCGCCGAGCCAUCUGGCAUGCCGGCCAAACCAUCCGUAUUUCUCGUCAAAUGCCCCCCAGCUCAUUGACCGGGUUCUUCGCCAUUGGGGUAUUCUACGCUAGCCUGGCAUUCUGGUCUUAUGGCGUGGUAUCCAGAGCAAAGAAUACCCGACUCCUGGGGAGCCCCGUUUCCCAACUUCCUAGUCAAGGCCCCACAGUCUUCCUUGACGGAGAGGAGGUGGCGGAUGUGUCCAAGUUCGUCACGCUGGGCUGUGGUCAUCCGGCGUUACAAGGACCGAGUGAAACCGUCUUCCUAUCGGACUCUAGGUCCGUCAUGCAGAUUGGACAGAGAGCUCUGCGAGCAGAUAUCUCAGAGAGCACACCACCCCUGGUGCAGAGUUUGGCUCAGUUAAUGAGCGAUCUGGGAAACUGUGUCCUUGUGGGGUCUUAG
Molecule: messenger RNA, 2658 nt
Organism: Penicillium longicatenatum
Lineage: Eukaryota; Fungi; Ascomycota; Eurotiomycetes; Eurotiales; Aspergillaceae
Exons: 5
Coding region: 1-2658 (885 amino acids)
Biological process (GO): regulation of DNA-templated transcription; DNA-templated transcription
Molecular function (GO): DNA binding; zinc ion binding; DNA-binding transcription factor activity, RNA polymerase II-specific
Source: RefSeq, a predicted model, not a curated record